CUGCAAAGGCCCGCUGGCUUCUCUGCUGCUUCCAGGGGAGUCCCCCAGCCGGGGGCCCCCGUUUAUUUGUCAAGCCAAAAGGGGUGGCACCAGGAGUUUAUGUUUGACCGCGUCUUUGGCCCCGACGCCUCCCAGGAUGAGGUGUACAGACACUCCGCGAAGCAAAUUAUUCCCAACGUCGUCGCUGGCAUAAAUGGUACUGUGUUCGCCUAUGGAGCCACAGGGGCCGGCAAGACCUACACAAUGCAGGGCUCUUCGGAGCAGCCGGGGAUUAUCUCUCGCGCAAUUCGUGUGCAGAACCUGUCUGUACACCCGGUGGCAACAGCAGAAGAAGCGCUGCGGCUGCUGGAGACAGGAAACCGCAACAGAAACACAGCAGCAACAGCAGCAAAUCUUUCCAGCAGCAGGUCCCACGCGAUCUUCCAGUCUAGCCGUGCAUUCUUCUGCCGCAGCUGCCCACGCGUGCUGCUGCUGUAG
Messenger RNA from Eimeria tenella, 477 nucleotides. Its product is annotated as kinesin motor domain-containing protein, putative. Gene Ontology annotation, molecular function: ATP binding; ATP hydrolysis activity; microtubule binding. The record is from RefSeq and is a predicted model, not a curated record. Gene Ontology annotation, biological process: microtubule-based movement. Gene Ontology annotation, cellular component: microtubule; kinesin complex. The transcript has 5 exons. Lineage: Eukaryota; Apicomplexa; Conoidasida; Eucoccidiorida; Eimeriidae.